This is a messenger RNA of Hyaloscypha bicolor E, 1519 nucleotides long. RefSeq lists its product as uncharacterized. The transcript has a single exon. The record is from RefSeq and is a predicted model, not a curated record. The coding region runs from base 192 to 1094 and encodes 300 amino acids. NCBI's taxonomy places the organism in Eukaryota, Fungi, Ascomycota, Leotiomycetes, Helotiales, Hyaloscyphaceae.
UCGUCGGCCAGAAUCACGGGCUUGAAUCUCCAGGAUGGACUUGGGAACGCUUCGCUCACUCCGUUUUGGGUUGGAGCGAUGCGUAUGAGACCGAAUUCCAGCCUAUAUCACUCUGGGAGCGUGGCAGCAAUAAGAUGAAAUGGAUCAAGAAAUCGGAAGCAUAGAAGCAGGACCCGGCUUUUAGAAGACUUAUGGAAGUCACGCCGCUGGGGUGGUUUUUCAAGAUCUUUCUACCUGUACUGGCCCUUGUCGUUCUUCCUCCUGGAAGUGGGGGCGUUGUUGCGUAUUGGACCCCACCACGAGGAGUUGGAUGCCGAAGCCUAAGUUUCCUGCUCUAUGCUCUCUGCCAAACUGUGAUCACUGGCAUUGCUGUGAUGCGCUGCGCCAAUGAAGACAAUGAGUGGCAGCCUUCCUUACAGGAAUGGUCUUCUGGGUGGCGUUUCAAAGCUCUCUCGGCUCCUUUCUGGCUCCUCUCUCUGUUAUCCGCUAUUGGAGGCACCUUUUUGCAGAUAGUGGGAGUGUUCAGGAACUGCUUUUGCAAAACAACGAUGGAUCACUGGUUGAAAGGUCUCGCUAAGAGGAAUCCUCGUAUCAAUUUGGCAACUGAUACUGAUGAUGCGAGGACCUCGAGUAAUGCUUGGAUAGUGAUGGGAGCUCUCGCAACUGUUUUCAUAGCCGUCACCUGUUAUGGUGGUUGGUGGUAUCAAAGGAUGAUUAGACACAAAUUUAUUGAGGCCGUGAAGGGGAUGUGGAUCCUUGGUAGCUUUUUGACUACCCCAGGAAGUGGCCGGGGUCCUUCUGGCGGAGCAGUUACGGGGUCUGAUGAACGUGAUUCGAUAAUGGACCCGCUGCUCCCUGGAGAGGCUUCUCCAAUGUGGUGGGAAGACGGUUUCUCGCCAUUUGAGUCAAGACAAUUCGAACUCGGAAGACAUUCUUUUAUCCGAGGCUCGUCUCCUGAACCUUCGGGAAUGACUACGUCAAUCCACACACCGUCGAUCACGGUCUCGUAUGACGAGGGAGGGGAGGAUAUUGGAUUAUUGCCUUUCGAUCAUAGCGCAAACUCGAGACGACCCAGACCGAGAACCAAUAGUUAGGCCUCGAUAAUUUCAAAUGGAAAGUCCUUUCUUCAACUCGAUGUCCAAGACUGCGAGAAAAUUGAGAGUUUCUCUUGAUUAACGGGGGACCGCUGCCUUUCACAGCGAAAGGCCAGAAUACUAAAGUCUUCACAAAACUCUACAUGUAUGGUUUUGAGACUUUGCGGAAGCUCGCCUUUUAGAAAGUACAGGACGGGUUCCGUGAUUGCAUUGUCGCAAUGCUUAGUCGUGAGGUGUUCCAAUGCAGGUGGAAAUACCGACACAAAGUUGCGGAAUUGGUCCUCUGUGUAUUCUUGCGGAAGGUGGACCCUAAAGAGAGCUGUCUGAAAGUUAAUAUGUGGCUUGGAAAUUACACUGUAAUAAAGCAAUGGAGACCAGUUACCGAGUAAUUUAACAAAAAAUCUUUUUCCCUACGUAAAUCUAAG